AUGCCUUCCCAUCUCUCUGUCCUCGCAGCCAUCGGUGGCCUGCUCACGUUCGGACAUGCCCAAAACUCGUCAGCCCCAGCCUCAAGCACAUCGACGUACUCACAGCCCAAUGUACCUACUGGAGUCCCGAUUUCAGGCGAUUACGAUGAGCCGCUUCGACCUCAAGUGCAUUUCAGCCCGCCUGCUGGAUUCAUGAACGAUCCGAAUGGCUUGUACGUGGACGAAGACGGAGUCUACCACCUCUACUACCAAUAUAACCCGACCGAGAACAUCGCAGGAAACCAACACUGGGGCCACGCGACCAGCAAAGACCUGUACACAUGGACUAAUCAGCCCAUCGCCAUCUUCCCCGGUGGUCCAACCGAGGGCGUUUUCUCCGGAUCUGCCGUCAUCGAUCACAACAACACCAGCGGCUUCUUCCCAAAUCAAACCAACGGUGUAGUCGCCAUCUACACUAUCAAUGUUCCCGAGAACCAGACUCAGCACAUUGCCUACUCCCACGACAAUGGAUAUUCUUUCACUAAGUACGAGAACAACCCCGUCAUCGUUCCCGGUGGAACCAACCCCACUCAAUUCCGUGACCCGAAAGUCAUCUGGUACGAGCCUACUGAGAGCUGGGUCAUGGUCGUGGCUUACCCCAUCGACUUCAAGAUCGGCAUUUUCACAAGCCCUAACCUGAUCGACUGGACUCCCACCAGCAACUUCUCCAGCUACGGCAUCACCGGUCUGCAGUACGAGUGCCCGAACAUGGUUGAGAUGCGUGUGCAGAACUCCACUAGCGACGAGUCCAAGUAUGUCAUGUUGAUUUCCAUCAACCCAGGAGCUCCUCUCGGCGGAUCCAUCACGGAGUACUUCGUCGGUAACUUCAACGGCACGCAUUUCGAAGCUGAUGACGCCCGAACACGCCUCACGGACUUCGCCAAGGACAACUACGCCGGUCAGUUCUUCUAUGGUAUCCCCACCGACGAAGACCAGGUUACGCUCAACUGGGCAAGCAACUGGCAGUACACCAACGUCGUUCCCACUGCUGGCGAGGAAGUAGGCGAUGGCUUCCGCAGCGUCAUGACCGUACCCCGAGGCCACUACCUGAAAGAUCUACCCCGCCAGGGUCUGUCUUUGAUCUCGUACCCCUCCAACAUCAUGUCGAUCGUGGAAGAGGAGCUCGCUUCCAGUGAAAUCACCGGUAACGGCACUGCAUUCGUAGACUACUCCACCGUCGAGUCGGGCGCACUUUACUUUGAAGUCAAUGUCACGGGGCUCACUGGCGGCCCUUCGCUCGCGGGAUCUAUUAGCUUUACCUUCCAGUCUUCGGUUUCCGGCGAGUCGAUCUCAGGUGGAACCUUCCUCUCAUCUGGUGAUGUUUGGCUCGACCGUGGCAAGACUGAGGCCUUCCAGAGCCCAUACUUCAACGACAAGUUCACUGCCACCGGUCUUUACGACGAUAGGCAGGGCUCAUGGAAGAUCUCGGGUAUCAUCGACAGGAGCAUUAUUGAGGUCUUCCUGAACGAAGGCGAGCUUGGUGCGACCGCAGUCUUCUUCCCUACGCAACCGCUCGACACGAUGAUGCUGAGGGUGGCGGGCUUGAACGAAACAGUAACCGCCAGUGUUGGCGUUUGGUCUUUGAAGGCUGCUUGGUUAAACCAGGCCGAUGCCAACGGCACAGUUUCCGGUAACACGACCGACGGUAGCAGCGCAAUGCUGGGCUCCGCAAAGCUCUUCUAA
This is a messenger RNA of Alternaria ventricosa, 1722 nucleotides long. RefSeq lists its product as uncharacterized. The transcript has a single exon. The record is from RefSeq and is a predicted model, not a curated record. Gene Ontology annotation, biological process: sucrose catabolic process. Gene Ontology annotation, molecular function: sucrose alpha-glucosidase activity. The coding region runs from base 1 to 1722 and encodes 573 amino acids. NCBI's taxonomy places the organism in Eukaryota, Fungi, Ascomycota, Dothideomycetes, Pleosporales, Pleosporaceae. Gene Ontology annotation, cellular component: fungal-type vacuole.